This is a messenger RNA of Penicillium griseofulvum, 948 nucleotides long. RefSeq lists its product as uncharacterized. The record is from RefSeq and is a predicted model, not a curated record. The transcript is spliced from 2 exons. Gene Ontology annotation, molecular function: alpha-1,6-mannosyltransferase activity. Gene Ontology annotation, biological process: protein N-linked glycosylation. Gene Ontology annotation, cellular component: mannan polymerase complex. The coding region runs from base 1 to 948 and encodes 315 amino acids. Lineage: Eukaryota; Fungi; Ascomycota; Eurotiomycetes; Eurotiales; Aspergillaceae.
AUGAAGGCUACAAUAACCGCGACGCCUGCAACACCACCAACGACGACACCCGCAAUCCAUACUUUGUUGGAACUUGCUGUUGUUGGGGCCGCAGGAGGUGUUGAAUUGUUGACCGAUCGAUCCGCUGAAGCAUUCGUUCGAGCUCAUUAUUUCGAAACGCGACCAGAUAUCGUCGAAGUUUAUGAAGCCCUUCCGAUCGCAAUCCUACGUGCGGACCUGUUCCGUUACUUAGUUGUUCUCGCCGAAGGUGGAAUUUGGGGAGACUUAGACACUUCGUGCGAGAAAGAAGUCUCCGAGUGGGUACUCGAGGAAUACCGAAAUGAGAACAUCGACAUGAUUGUCGGAUUGGAGUUCGAUUUCGAAUGGCGAGGACCGGAAACAGAAGUGGCUUCCCAGUUCUGCAAUUGGAUAUUUGUCGCGCGGAAGUCGUCGCGCAAUCUUCAAAUUGUUGUCGACACUGUUGUCAAGACCUUAAAGGACAUUGCCCAAAAGAAUUCCGUGGGCAUCGAAGGGAUUACUUUAGAAAUGCUUUCGGACGUCGUCAACGUGACGGGGCCUAAGAAUAUGACGAUCACUCUUAUGGACAGUCUCCAACAAUUGCUCGGUAGGCCCGUCGAUGAUCGCGACUAUGCACAUACUAAACGGCUCAAGUUGGUCGGCGAUGUUUUUGUCAUGCCUGGAGCCGCUUUCGCCGCACUUCAAAACGGAAACCGGACCGAUCAAGGUGAUGUUCUUGUGACCCAUUAUUAUGAGGGCUCGUGGAAGAAGGAAGACGUAGAAGCGAAGGGGCGGAAAAAAACAGAAACAAGAGCAAGAGAAGUAGAGACAAGAACAACAGCAACAGUAACAACAGCAACAACAGCAGGAACAGCAGCCACCAUCAUCACCACCACCUACUGUGACCUGAAAAGAACGAGCGAAGGGCAUCUAGUCGCGAUCCCUAACUAG